Messenger RNA from Sitodiplosis mosellana (orange wheat blossom midge), 1654 nucleotides. Its product is annotated as histone lysine acetyltransferase CREBBP-like. The record is from RefSeq and is a predicted model, not a curated record. Gene Ontology annotation, molecular function: transcription coactivator activity; chromatin DNA binding; histone acetyltransferase activity. Gene Ontology annotation, biological process: positive regulation of transcription by RNA polymerase II. NCBI's taxonomy places the organism in Eukaryota, Metazoa, Arthropoda, Insecta, Diptera, Cecidomyiidae. The transcript has 4 exons. Gene Ontology annotation, cellular component: histone acetyltransferase complex; transcription regulator complex. Bases 258 to 1337 code for a protein of 359 amino acids.
UCGCGACCGCUGCGUUUGCUUGUAUGUAUAUUGGUAAGGGUGUAUAAGAUACAACGAACGAGCGACACUCAGUUCAUUCGUUAGCAGACAAUCCAUUGGUGAAGUGUUGUUUCUCUGUGUCGCCGCUGGAAGAAUUUCAUAACUGUGUGCAAUUUGAGUUUUUCCAAUCGUUGUUCAUAUUCACGCAAAUUUUUGUGAAGAAUUUGGCUCAUUUUCAAAAUUAAUCAUUUUCGUGCGUUAUUUUGGAUACAAAAACAAUGGCAAAUCAAGUCGGAGCUGUACAAAAAGUGCCCAAGCUAAGUGGAAAUCCAUCAUCAUUUCAACCAUUGCGCAUCACUUCGAUAGAUACUGACACGACUCAUCUGGCUAUGAAAAAUCUUGGUCUACACACGGCCGAUGCAUCAUCAAACAAUUUGAAACCAAAUGACGGCCAGGAAGCGCGAGAGCUGCAGAUUAAACGGUGCAUCGAAUCAUUGAUUCACGCAAUUCGUUGUGAAAACCAAGAAUGUGCUCAGUCAUCAUGUGGCAAAAUGAAACGUAUUUUGGCACAUAAGAUGAUUUGCGUUCGAAACGUCAACGGUGAAUGCCAAAUUUGCAAACAAUUCUAUGCAUUGUGCUGCUAUCAUGCCAAAGACUGCAACGUUGACAAGUGCGUCGUUCCAUUUUGUACGAAAGUUAAAUCCAAUCAGAAAAUCAACAAGGGAUUCGCUCGUAGUCGUGUUCUUGGCUCAAAUCCGAACAACCUGGGAUCAUUUCCAACGCAGAUGCUUUUGCCACGGAUGUUCAACCAAACAUCACCAUUGGCAACAUAUUUCGGUCGUCCUGUCCAAAUUGCACCAACCCAAUAUCCGUUUGCACUCAACAUUCCACCGGUGAUUCGCAGACCACCACCAACCGUCUUUCACGGUCCGAAUUCAUACAGCGUGAUUUCGAGUUUUGAUCAAUUUGUUCAGCAGCAACCAAAGCCAUACAUUGUCAACGAUCCUGAGAAGCAAAGUGCAUCUCCGAAAACAAAUGAACUCGCCAGCAAAGAGUGGCACAAAUCCAUCACGCCCGGUCUUCGAAAUCAUUUGGUAGAUAAGGUGCUACAAGCAAUAUUACCGAAGUCCACUCCAGCAGCAUUGCUCAAACCACAAAUGCCCAAUUUGGUUGCGUACGCCAAGAAAUUCGAAAAUGAUAUGUACGAAAUGGCAAAUUCGAGAUCGGAAUACUAUCACCUGUUGGCCGUGAAAAUCUACAAAAUUCAAGGCGAAUUGGAGGAGAAACGUCAAAAACAGAAAGCAAACCGCAAAAAUGCACCCGCCAAACCGUAUGAUCGCCUCGUAUCCAAGUUGUAAUGAUGCCAUUCAUUUGAGACACCAGGCUUUGAUUGAGUAGUGACGGAACUCGCAGCUAAAAACCAUUUUCAACGAAUUCAGAACAUUUAUCGGAAAAGAAAAAUCGAAAGGAAAAUUCGCAGUUACAUUCUAAGCAGCUCUUUUCAAUUUCUAGCAAUUAAGUGACAGUAUCUCAAAGAAUCCACCUCAUAUUAUUAUUCGUCUUACAUUAAUAAGCACCAAUCAUCAAAAAUUAUGAUUAGAUUUUUUUUUCCUCACCCUAGAUAAUAUUAUGCCCAUCUCAUUUUGAAUAAAAAUAAAUAGCUAACGUGUCUCAA